UUGCACUGGGAACAGCUUAUCGAAUCACUUAGGGUCACAUCGAGUAACCUCUGGGACAGAUACUCUGGAGUCAUACUGCACCCUCCCCCCUACACCACCACCACCCCCCACACCCCCACCCCUGCUUGCAGAAGGAAAAGACUCAGCAGUCACCCCUGCACCUUUUGGGUUUUUUGGGAUUGUGUAGAGAACAGAUGACCAUGUCCAGACUGAACCCUGUAUCACUGCCAUUGCUGUUGGUGCUGACAUCCGUAUUCUGUGGUUACCUGCCCGAGUCAGAGAGGGAAACUCUCAACUCCCUGCUGAGGGUCAUGCUUCAGUCAGUGAACCCCAUUGAGGGCCCUCCGAACCCCAGUGUCCACAUUGCGUUACGACUGGCCAGCGACCAUCAUCUGCCGACAGAGGUACUGCUCCUACAGCAGCUGAAGAUGACUGCAGUCGAGAAAGUGAAACAUGGUGAGAACUUCUCCUCCGGUCUAGUUGCUCUUUAUACCUUGGCCAUGGCUGCAUCCUGCCACAAUCCAACCGAUGUUUCCUACAAAGGGGAAAGAAUUAACCUGGUGGAGAUACUGCAAGAGAAAUUAACCAAGGAAAUCGAACAUAUCGGGAAAACUACAUUCCCUCUUAGUAACUAUUACCAAGUGAGCCUGGACGUGCUGACACUCUGUGUGAUGGACGCAGAGUUUUCACAGGACUUCGUCCAGAUCCUCAUCGAUGCAGUCAUGAACGACAAAUUCACAUAUGACUCCGAAUUCUCAGUUGAUACAGGAGCUGUAGCAGCACUCGCUUUGAGGUGUGUGAAUGACAGGAUAACAAACAUGCACAUUUCAAAUGCACUCAACUAUAUCCUCGAACAGAUACUUAGAAGAAUAAUGGAUGAUGGUCUGAUUGGUAAUCUCUACAGUACAGGUCUGGCAAUGCAGGUAAUUCCCACAAACACUAACACAGAUACACACUGACACACUUGCAACCACUCACAGCCACACGCUGUCCAACCUACACCCACAGAGAGUUAAUGUACACUGUUCCAAUCCAUAUAUACGCUGGGGGUUACUGUACACUGUUCCAGUCCCCAUGCACCCUGGGGGUUACUGUUCACAGUUCCAGUCCCCAUGCACCCUGGGGGUUACUGUAUAAUGUUCCAAUCCCUAUUCCCACUGAGAGUUACUGUACACUGCUCCAAUGCCCCCUGGGAUUAAUGGACUCUGUGGCAAUCCCCAUGCACCCUGAGAGUUACUGUACACUGCUCCAAUGCCCCCUGGGAGUUACUGUACACUGUUCCAAUCCCCAUACACACAGGGAGUUACUGUACACUGUUCCAAUCCCUAUUCCCACUGGGAAUUACUGUACACUGUUCCAAUCCCCAUGCACCCUGGGGGUUACUGUACACUGUUCAAAUCCCCAUACACACUGGGAGUUACUGUACACUGUUCCAAUCCCUCUUUCCACUGGGAGUUACUGUACACUUGUUCCAAUCCCGUACUAACUGAAAGUUACUGUACACAGUUCCAAUCCCGUACACACUGGGAAUUACUGUACACAGUUCCAAUCCCUAUUCCCACUGGGAGUUACUGUACACUGUUCCAAUCCCGUACUAACUGAAAGUUACUGUACACAGUUCCAAUCCCGUACACACUGAGAGUUACUGUACACUGUUCCAAUCCCCAGACACACUGGGAGUUACUCUAUACUGUUCCAAUCCCUAUUCCCACUGGGAGUUACUGUACACUGUUCCAAUCCCUAUUCGUACUGGGAGUUACUGUUCCAAUCCCCAUGCACCCUGGGAGUUAACUGUACACUGUUCCAAUUCCUAUUCCCACUGGGAGUUACUGUACACUGUUCCAAUCCCUAUUCCCACUGGGAAUUACUGUACACUGUUCCAAUCCGUAUUCCCACUGGGAGUUACUGUACACUGUUCCAAUCCCCAUGCACCCUGGGAGAUACUGCACACUGUUCCAAUCCCUAUUCCCACCCGGAGUUACUGUACACUGUUCCAAUCCCCAUGCACCCUGGGAGUUACUGUACACUGUUCCAAUCCCCAUACACACUGUGAGUUACUGUACACUGAUCCAAUCCCUAUUCCUACUGGGAGUUACUGUUCCAAUCCCCAUGCACCCUGGGAGUUACUGUAUAAUGUUCCAAUCCCUAUUCCCACUGGGAGUUACUGUACACUGUUCCAAUCCCCAUGCACCCUGGGAGUUACUGUACACUGUUCCAAUCCCCAUGUACACUGGGGGUUACUGUACACUGUUCCAAUCCCUGUGCACCCUGGGAGUUACUGUACACUGUUCCAAUCCCCAUGCACACUGGGGGUUACUGUACACUGUUCCAAUCCCUGUGCACCCUGGGGGUUACUGUACACUGUUCCAAUCCCCAUGCACCCUGGGGGUUACUGUACACUGUUCCAAUCCCCGUGCACCCUGGGGGUUACUGUACACUGUUCCAAUCCCCAUGUACCCUGGAAGUUACUGUACACUGUUCCAAUCCCCAUACACACUGGGGGUUAUUGUACACUGUUCCAAUCCCCAUGUACCCUGGGAGUUACUGUAUAAUGUUCCAAUCCCUAUUCCCACUGGGAGUUACUGUACACUGUUUCAAUCCCCAUGCACCCUGGGGGUUACUGUACACUGUUCCAAUCCCCAUGUACCCUGGGAGUUACUGUACACUGUUCCAAUCCCCAUACACCCUGGGGGUUAUUGUACACUGUUCCAAUCCCCAUGUACCCUGGGAGUUACUGUAUAAUGUUCCAAUCCCUAUUCCCACUGGGAGUUACUGUACACUGUUUCAAUCCCCAUGCACCCUGGGGGUUAUUGUACACUGUUCCAAUCCCCAUGUACCCUGGGAGUUACUGUAUAAUGUUCCAAUCCCUAUUCCCACUGGGAGUUACUGUACACUGCUCCAAUGCCCAUACACUCUGGGAUUAAUGGACACUGUUCCAAUCCCCAUACACCCUGGGAGUUACUAUACACUGUUCCAAUCCCUAUUCCCACUGGGAGCUACUGUACACUGUUCCAAUCCCCAUACACACUGGGAGUUACUGUACACAGUUCCAAUCCCGUACACACUGGGAAUUACUGUACACUGUUCCAAUCCCUAUUCCCACUGGGAGUUACUGUACACUGUUCCAAUCCCGUACUAACUGGAAGUUACUGUACACUGUUCCAAUCCCCGUACACACUGGGAAUUACUGUACACUGUUCCAAUCCCUAUUCCCACUGGGAGUUACUGUAUACUGUUCCAGUCCCAAUGCACCCUGGGAAUUAUUGUACACAGUUCCAAUCCCUAUUUCCACUGGGAGUUACUGUACACAGUUCCAAUCCCCAUACACACUGGGAGUUACUGUACACAGUUCCAAUCCCAUACUAACUGGAAGUUACUGUACACAGUUCCAAUUCCGUACACACUGGAAGUUACUGUACACAGUUCCAAUUCCGUACACACUGGGAGUUACUAUGCACUGUUCCAAUCCUCAUACACACUGGGAGUUACUGCACACUGUUUCAAUCCCACACGCUGGGAGUUACUGUAUAGUGGUAGUGUGGCACUCCAUCAGUACUGACUCACAGACAAUGAUGUGCUGCUGGUCAGAUCACACGUUUGUCCACCGCCCUGGCUAAAACCCAUCUGCCAAUAGGUUUCCCCCCACUCUCUGUACAUGUGCUGGAGUGAAUAACAUUUCACAAUAGCCAGCCGUCAGGAAUAUUCUCAGUUGAUGUGCUCAUGAAAACUGUUCUUUCAUAGAAUCACUGAAUUACAGCACAGAAACAGACCCUUCGGCCCGUCUCUUCCGCAUCGACCACAUUAUUCCAAACUGAAAUGGUCCCAUUUAUUAUAGUAUAGAGGGAAGCCAUUAAGCUCAGCUUUCCUACACUGGCUGCAUUGUGAAGAACCGAUGUCGCCCCCAAAUCCCUGCACACCGUUCCAUGUGAAACACCCAUCCACUUCCCCUCUGCAAUUCCGGAAUUGAGUUUGCCUCCCCUUCAUUUCCAUAUCUUUGGUACCUGCUGAACGAGAAAUGUUUUCUCUCUUCUCAUAUCUGCCUUGCUUCACUUGGUCAUCAGUCCCUGACAUGAGGAGAGCAAGAGUCA
This is a messenger RNA of Chiloscyllium plagiosum (whitespotted bambooshark), 4088 nucleotides long. Lineage: Eukaryota; Metazoa; Chordata; Chondrichthyes; Orectolobiformes; Hemiscylliidae. The record is from RefSeq and is a predicted model, not a curated record.